GUCCGUUUCCGGGAGGGCGUGCGCAUGCCUUCAACUCCUGCUGGCUUGGCUACCAAAGCGCUGUCCUCUACUAAUCACAAUAAUUUUUUAAACCUUGCCGUUUUUUGUUGAUAUUGUCACAUUUUCGGGACUAAACUAAGCAAUACCCGAUCGAUAGUCUCUCCAGGAGGCAGCGGUGAUAUCGCCUGUGGUUAAAGCGUUUGCUUGUCAUUGAAGCAUGGGUUCGAUUCCCUACAUAGGUACAAUAUGUGAAGCCCAUAUCUGGCAUCACCCAACGUGAUAUUCUGGAAUAUUGCUAAAAGCGGCGUAAAACCAUACCCACUCCCUCACUCUCCAGAUACAAGUAGUGUAUCUGACAUCAGGACUUCAUGUUCAUGCGUUGCAUAUCCUGAGAUUGGCGACAGCAGAUGUGGAGGUGGUUAUAUUAUAAAUACAUAUUCAUCAAUCAUUAUAUUUUUUUAUUUUUUUCAUUGAGUGGUUUUAGAAAAGAGAAAGGACCUAGGGAUGAUAUUGUAUUUCCUCAGAGGCUUGCUUUGUGACAACGCCAUGUGUGGGAUCUGGGCCGUGUUCGGUAGUGAUGUACAUGUCUCCGUGCAGUGUAAAGCUGCCCAUAAGGUCGCACAUCGUGGACCAGACGCCUUCAGGAUAGAAAACAUCAACCAUCUCCAGAACUGUUGUCUCGGCUUCCACCGAUUGGCUAUCGUUGAUGACGUCAGAGGGAUGCAGCCAAUGAGACUGUACACCCAUCCUCACAUAUGGCUGAUAAACAACGGGGAGAUCUACAACUAUAAAUCAGUAGCAAAAGAGCAUGAUUUUCAUCUGAGCACCAACUGUGACACAGAACCAAUCAUACAUCUCUAUGCCAAAUAUGGUAUUGAUUUCCCCGCCCACCUGGAUGGGGUGUUCGCCUUCUGUCUCCUCGACACGGCUAACAGGAAGGUCUUCAUUGGUCGGGACACGUUUGGAGUCCGCCCCAGCUUCAAGCUUGUCACAGACAAUGGCUUCCUAGCUGUGUGCUCGGAGGCGAAAGGCUUAUUUGGUCUAACGCACAACCUCACUGAUGAGGAUGCUAACAUCGUCCCCGUCGCCCCCGGUACAGUGGAACAGUACGACCUCGACAACAACGGACGAGCCACGUUCCGGGAGAUGAAACAGUUCCAUUCUAUUGGCGACAUGCCCCUGUAUAAAACACCUCUAGACUCCGACUCACUAGGAAGUGACGUGUCAGAGAACAUCCGGUUGCUGUUAGGAACGGCUGUCAAGAAGCGUUUAAUGGCCGAGAGAAGGGUUGGUUGUUUGUUGUCAGGGGGCCUCGACUCGAGUCUGGUGGCCGCGCUGUUAGUGAAAAAUGCCAAGGAACUGAAGCUACCCUACCGCAUACAAACUUUCACUAUUGGCAUGGAGGGAAGUACAGAUAUCAUGGCAGCCAGGAAGGUAGCGCAGUUCCUAGGUACCGAACAUCAUGAGAUUAUCCUCACAGCAGAGGACGUCCUUGACGUCUUGGAGGACAUAAUCUGGCAUCUUGAGACCUAUGAUAUUAUAACCAUCCGGGGCGCAGUUGGUAUGUUCCAAGUCAGCAAGUACAUCAAAGAGAACACAGACACAGUGGUCAUCCUGUCCGGGGAGGGGUCUGACGAGCUGGCCCAGGGGUACAUCUACUUCCACAAAGCUCCAUCAGCUGAGGCCGCGGACCAGGAGAGUCGGAGACUGCUUGACAAACUGUUUCUGUAUGACGUUUUGAGAGCAGACAGGGCAACAGCGGCUUGGGGACUGGAGAUCCGGGUCCCCUUCCUUGACCAUCAGUUCACCAGCUACUACCUGUCCCUCCCCAACGAGGACCGCGUCCCUCAGAAGGGGGUGGAGAAGUACCUCCUCCGGUCAGCCUUUGAUGUGGUGAACCUCCUGCCCAAGGACAUCUUGUGGAGGCCCAAAGAAGGAUUUAGCGAUGGAGUUUCAUCAGUCGAAAAGCCCCUGUUUGAAAUUAUUCAAGAGAUCUGUGAAAAACAGGUCAGUGAUGAAGCGAUGGAACAGGCAGCGUCUCUGUACCCCUUCAACACCCCCGAGACGAAGGAAGCCAUGUAUUACAGGCAAGUGUUCGAGAAGUACUACCCCUCCAAGUCAGCCUGGGUUCCCUGUAUGUGGAUGCCGCGCUGGGUGGACGCCACGGACCCCUCCGCCAGAACACUUAAUCACUAUAAGCAAACCUGCCUGACAUCCCCAGAGGUGCCGACCAUAUGAUAUUCUGUGUAAAUACCAGAAACAAAUAUUUGUGACCCCGGUUUUACAAAAAAUAAAUAAAUAUUGCUGGUCAUGCUGAAUGUCGUGGAAAAUAUAUGUAAUG
Messenger RNA from Haliotis rufescens (red abalone), 2341 nucleotides. RefSeq names its product asparagine synthetase [glutamine-hydrolyzing]-like. Gene Ontology annotation, cellular component: cytosol. Lineage: Eukaryota; Metazoa; Mollusca; Gastropoda; Lepetellida; Haliotidae. Gene Ontology annotation, molecular function: asparagine synthase (glutamine-hydrolyzing) activity. Bases 505 to 2238 code for a protein of 577 amino acids. The transcript is spliced from 9 exons. The record is from RefSeq and is a predicted model, not a curated record.